This is a messenger RNA of Rhea pennata, 1305 nucleotides long. It is a transcript of the gene CCNB3, whose product is annotated as cyclin B3. The record is from RefSeq and is a predicted model, not a curated record. Lineage: Eukaryota; Metazoa; Chordata; Aves; Rheiformes; Rheidae. The coding region runs from base 76 to 1305 and encodes 409 amino acids. Gene Ontology annotation, molecular function: cyclin-dependent protein serine/threonine kinase regulator activity. Gene Ontology annotation, biological process: regulation of cyclin-dependent protein serine/threonine kinase activity; mitotic cell cycle phase transition. The transcript is spliced from 11 exons. Gene Ontology annotation, cellular component: nucleus; cyclin-dependent protein kinase holoenzyme complex; cytoplasm.
CGGGGGCAGCCAGGCGCUGGUACCAAGCCCCGCUCUGCCUUGCAGCUGUGCUUGCAGAGAGGCUGACGGGAGGCAAUGCCGGUGCCACGCAACGCCAAGACACUGGGCACCAAGCAGCCCCGAGCGGGCAAGGCGGGCAGCGUGACAGAGAAUGGCAAACCUGAGAAGGAGGAGAGCUGUCAAGCGAAGAGGUCCCCGUCCUCUCCUCAAGGGGGGCCCAAGAAAAGGUCGGCAUUUGGGGACAUCACAAAUGCUCACAAAAGCCAGACAGUGAUGGGGAAGAAGGAAGCCGUGAAAGCUGGGCCACGUAAGGUGCAGAAGGCACCAGUUGUCCUUGGGGUUGCAAAGAACAAUGAGAUUAACCUGAAAAAAUCAAUGAGAAAAACUCCCCUGACAGAGACUCCUGCAGAGCCCAAGAAGGUUCCUGUGCCAGAGGAGCCUCAGCCUGUGCAGGUGCCAGCAGUAGAGGACAUAGACAAGGAGCAGCUGGGUGAUCCUUAUGCCAGUGCGGAGUACGCCAAGGAGAUUUUUGACUAUAUGCGAGAGAGAGAGGAGAAAUUUGUGCUCCCCAACUACAUGGAGAAGCAGCCAGACAUCAGUGGGGACAUGCGGGCCAUCCUGGUGGACUGGAUGGUGGAAGUGCAGGAGAACUUUGAGCUGAACCAUGAGACGCUAUACUUGGCUGUAAAGCUGGUGGACCACUAUCUGGUGGAGGUGGUGAGCAUGAGAGACAAACUGCAGCUCAUUGGCUCUACGGCCAUCCUCAUCGCCUCCAAAUUUGAGGUUGUGCCCUGGCAGGAGCGGUGCCCCCCAUGUGUAGAUGAUUUCCUGUACAUCUGUGAUGAUGCCUACAAGCGGGAAGAGCUCAUCGCCAUGGAGAUGAGCAUCCUUCGCACACUCAAGUUCGAUAUCAACAUCCCCAUCCCCUACCGGUUCCUGCGACGCUUUGCCAAGUGCGCCCGUGCCAACAUGGAGACCCUGACACUGGCCCGCUUCCUCUGCGAGAUGACCCUACAGGAGUAUGACUACGUCCGGGAAAGCCCUUCCAAGUUGGCGGCCAGCUGCCUGCUCCUGGCACUCACCAUGAGGAACCUCGGUGGCUGGACCCCCACACUGGAGUACUACAGUGGGUACUGCUCCCAGGACCUGCAUCCUCUAGUGAAGAGGUUGAACUUCCUACUCACAUAUCAACCCCAUGACAAAUUGAAGGCUGUGUGGACCAAGUACUCACACAGGGUCUUCUUUGAAGUUGCCAAGGCCACCCCCAUGGACAUGCUGAAGCUGGAGGAGAUACUGAAGAGCUAG